Molecule: messenger RNA, 9510 nt
Organism: Porites lobata
Lineage: Eukaryota; Metazoa; Cnidaria; Anthozoa; Scleractinia; Poritidae
Source: the annotation of a GenBank genome assembly
CAUCGGUCCCCAACAUUGACGUGUCCUCAACCUCUCUUAAGAGCUGAAACAAUCAAAGGGAAGGCGACUGGAAAGGUGUCUUGGAAAGUCCAUGUGACAGACAACUCUGUUAUUGUGAAUCCCAAUGCAAAGAUCAAUGUGACCUCAAGUCAUCAUUCUUUACAAGAAUUACCUAUUGGUGGGACUAUAGUUGUUGUUACUGCUAGAGAUUGCGCAGGAAAUGUUGCGUCUUGCAGUUUUCACGUUGAAAUCAGAGGUUAGUAGUUAUAUAUAAAGAUACCUAUAUUUACUUCAGGAUACAAUAUUCCGGGAAUAUUUUAAUAUUGAAUACUUAAAAGUAUUCAAUACCCCACGUUCGAUGUACAAAAAUUCUAACAUGACUCCGAGGCUUUAGGGUUAAAAUUGCAAAUUUUUCUCGCCUCCAUUUCCUCGCAAUUCCCAGAAGAGAAAAGACGAAAGAAAACCAAAACAGAUAUAGAAAAAUUACCAGAAAGCAUCGGAGUCGUGUUAGAAUUUUAAUACAUCGAACGUGGGUUAUGAAGCCAAAAUGUUCAAUGUCCAAAGACGAAUGAAGCCUUGCAUAUUUUAAAACUUCUAGCGUUGUUUUCCUCUGCUGACAGCCUAUCAAAAACACCAAACUUUAAAAAUUUCAUUUGCGCUAAAGCCAGGCUACUGUGAUAACCUCGCUUAUUGGCCUUUAAUUUAUUGUGCAACAAAAUGCCCACAAUCAAAUCAAUUUUUAAUAUCGUCAAAAGAUCCUAUCAUAAGUCAAGCAGGAUAAUUAAGAUUUCUCAGGUUAUUUUCGGUUUAUGAUGUGUUAAAAAUGAGGUGACGUUUGGUGUAGUCUCAAACGUUCGUGAUUUACAAGUGCAAAUAGUGCUAUUCUUGUAUAACAAGCAUCAUUUACAUGUACAGUCAACUCUCUCCAAGACUGACACCUUUGGGACGGGCACUAAGUGUCCGUCUUAGAGAGAUGUCCGUCUUAUAAAGAGACAAAUAAAGGGAAUAAACAAAGGUAGGGACCAACUCUAGGUGUCCGUUUUACAGAGGUGUCCGUCUUAUAGAGGUGUCCGUUAAGAGAGAGUCGACUGUAAAAAAAGAAAAGAACAGUUAGGUUUGCAACAAUACAAAGUCAACUCCAGAGCAUGGUUUCGGAAAGGCCGCGAUUACUGCUAAUCAAGCCUCAAAGUUUUUGUUCCCCGUUUGGUAUUUUUUGGCCCUCCUAUAUGCAUUGCCUUGUGAGUCACAUUUUGUGGUUUUAUUACUGAAUCUCCGAGUAAAGGCUGAACAGUAUUUUGUAAGCUCGAGACGAGAAAACCUUGCAUAAUAUUUGGCGUAAUUCUGGCUUAAACUUAACUGUCGUUCGAGGAACCUGUCCCAGCCUCGCUCCUAUUUCAAGGGCCCUGGACACUAAGUACACAAUUGAAAAAUGGUCUCGAUUAUAAGGAGACAAAAGAACAUUAAAUCGCCACUAUCCUGGAUAAGGUAUAUGUUUCGGAUUUGUUAUCAAUAUUUAUCCUUAGCAAUUCUUUAGAUCUUCUGUAUUUACUUUUAUUUUUCUGUAUUUUUCCGAUGGUGAAAAGACCCUCAUGUCUACUUAAUCGAUAAUCUAAAGAAGGCCUUUAAAAAAAGGUCAUUGCUGAGGGUCCCCAUAGGGUUCUUCAAUCCCGUAAUCCCGUCCCAAAACUUUGUGUAAUCCCGUAAUCCCGAGGGUCAUUUUUAGCAUCCCAAUUUCAGUGCAUACUUUUGAUCCCAAAUCUCGUCCCGAUUGUGUUUAAGGUCCCGAAUCCCGAAUUUCAAAUGAGAGAAAUCCCGUGGACCCUCACUUCUGUUAUAAUUUGUUUUUCAAUUGCAUUUCACCGUAGAUACGGAACCACCCACAUUUAGCAAAUGCCCGGGGGACAUUGCGCGUGAAGAGGAAAAGAUUGAAGCAGUAGUGAGCUGGGAGGAGCCAGUGUUCUCCGAUAAUUCGGGCCGGAUUUUCUCUGCUGUUCCAAACAGGCAAAGUGGAUCUCUCUUUGCUGUUCCUGGUGUCUAUAACGUUCUAUAUACUGCAACGGACCCAUCCGGCAACGAGAACAAAAACUGCACAUUCAGAAUAACAUUGAAAAGUAAGUUACUAUCAAAUGAAGACAUUUUCAUCAGUUACUAAUGUUUGAUUGAAAGCUUUCAACAGGUUUGGUCAUUUCUUGCUUGGUUGGUAUUUUACAGCAGCGAGCUUGGGUCUUGCAAGCUGAAACAGAGGGAUAAUUUUGAGAAAAAAAAAACUCUAUAACUAUUUUUAUAUUGUUAAUUAAAUAACAUGACGUGUUUUGUUAGGCUUCGUCUGUUUUUACCCUCUAUCAGAAACGCCAAUUUAUUUACUCAAACAAAGUAAAUUCGUCACCAACUCGUUAAUUUCUUUUAAAUGCUUGAUCGCAUGACACAUCACGUGACCACAAUGAAAUGUUAAAGCACAAGAAUACCUCAAGAUUUACUUUUGGGGAACAGAUUGUUCUGGGUAUCCGAGCGAGAGAUAUUGCCAACAAUCAUAUGUUCCAAACACCUUUGACCCAGGCCUUGAGCCCCUUGAGAAUUCAUGAUACUGAAACAAUGCAUUAUGAGGGGUAUUAUGGAAACAAAGAAACAAACAGGAAAAGGAUUCACAGCGGUCAAACGAGUGAAAUUUGCAAAAGUUAAGCGAAAUACUUCAAAGUUAAGGUUGAUACUUUCACUAUCGAAAGUUUAGGGUAUUACCAACAUCCUGUUAGUUUACUAAACUUUUUAAAAGUUUACUAAAAAGUUCUAAGUGAUUGAAAACCGAUGCUGGCGUUACUGUCGGCGCCAUUUUCAAGCAUGAUUCUCUUUUAGCGUGAAGCGUUUUCAGCGAAAAAAGCUCAAAAUUUUGAGAAAAAUGGAAAGAUAGUUAUGUUGACUAACUGAUUCAUACAUCUUUGCCCAUUUUUCUCUAACUGGUAAAUGAAAUCCCAGCAAUAAAAAACAAAAGUAACGAUUUAGACGUUUGACCGCGGUGGUAGAAAAGGAAUGCUCAUUCGCGACCUUGGUAAUCAAACUUUUGAAAAAAUAAACUCUAGUCUCAAAGUCUCAGAUUUCAGUCUUGUAGAUCUCGACCAUAUCGCACAGUCUUCAUCAGUAUUAGCCUCCCACGCACACGUUCUUAGGAGUUCGUCACGCGUUCCUGCCCCACUAACGUCUGCUGAACCGAAAGAUAAAUUCCUUUCCCAUUGUUCGCAAAUAUCAACUGGAGAUCACAUGGGGAUUAUUGGGGAUCCAAUCGGUGCUGUUGAAGUCAAAGUGUUGACAAGCCAAACACAUACGUGCAAGCUCGGUAGAGUGUGAUACGUGACCAAAGAUAUUUGGUCCGGAGGAGAAUCUAGGAGAUAAGCGUUGGCUUUUUGUUUAUUUCUCUCUGUAAAGGCUCGAUUAGAUGUCAUUUGCUCAUAAAGUUGUUCUCUUGGUGAUGAAACGGCGGCGUUACUUUGCAACUGAACAAAAGGCAGAAUUUUUGCCACUCUUUAUUGUUUGUGGUAAAGCCGACUUCCGUUCAGCAAAUUUAACCUCCGAGAUAAUUUUUUAAUGGGAUUGUGAGGGUAGCCUCUAGUACGAACGCUUGGGAGUUAACUGAGUAGUUUGUGCUAAAACUGUAAGAUCUUCACCUUUCAUGAGACCUCUCUGACCUUUUCUAGAGCUAAGUCAAGCGAGAAAUUUCUUAAGGCCCAAAGUGCAAUAACCAGAUCUGGAAGUCUGCUGUGAUUGGUCUAUGUUUUUUCCGCUCAAAUCAGCAGACGUUAUUGGGGGAGGAACGCGUGACGAACCCCUAAGAGCGUCUGCCGGGAAGGCUACAUCAGCAUAGGUUAGGGCAGACAACUAGUGCUCUGGGGAAGAGCACGUGAAGAACGACACAAGAGAACUUUUUGGCUAUAAACUUGACGAGUUAACAGAAAACAACAAAGUUUUACUUUUCUUCUCAGGUAAGGAAACAAUUCAAACUUUUAACGGUUCCAUUUAAGCCACUACGCUGUUGCUUGCGAGGUGAUAAACUUGUGAAUUGCCAUGUUUGAAAAUUCUGCAAAGAUCUAUUCUUAAACUUUCGCGUGAUUUGAUCCGUCAAUCAAAUCAUGGUUUUUAAUGCUUUCCUCUCUGAUUUUGUUGAGAUCACUUCUUGUCUAUAUACUAAAGCAAUUAUUCUUUUCAAUCUCGGUGGUGGCUUUAGGAAUAUUUACCUCGAUUUCAAAGAAUAAUUGUCAAAUAUAACCUCUUUAUACAAGUUUUUGUCUAUUGCACUCCUCCACCAAUCACAUUUUAUUUUUUUUUUGUAUUAUUUCAAAUACUGUGGCCAUUUUUUCUCUUCUCACUGUGCUUUUCUAGCCCCUGAUGAAGACUAGUUUUGUCUAGUCGAAAUAUUGGGCAAAUAACUUUGUAACCCUUAGCUGUCCGAUCAGCCUUGCCUUCAAUUUUAAGUAUUAAAAGAAAAAGCAAGGAGGCCAUCCGUAUCAGACGCCAGAGACCAACCCUAAGCAGAGAUGGGGGCUAUGAACUUCCCGUGAUUUUUAAUUGUUUGUUUUCAUGUGACUAAUUCACGUAACAACACUGAGCGUUUAUUGCUGAUGAAGACUGUGCCAUACGGUCGAAAGCUAAAAUCUGAGACUUUGACAUCAGAAUUUAUUUCUUCAAAUACCAAUAUUGUUAAGAAAUGAUGAAAUUAACGUGUCUUCAUUGUUGUAGACUGCAUCAUUUCCAAAGAAUCUGAAAGAACUUUUCUACGAUUUUCUUAAUUGAAAAAAAAAUGGCAAAGCCAGGUCAAUUGUUUCAACAUCAGUGAUCAGGGCAUACGUUUAUACAGUUAUUUGUAUCUCUACCUAAAAUCCAUUUUUUUUGCAAACCUUAAUGCUAAACGUUCAGAGGGAUACAAGUUCUGUUGUUCCUCUUGCCUUCACAGGAAAACAGUGUACUCCUUUUACUCCUCCUCGUAACGGUGCCCUGGUGUGUGCAACGCCGAAAAGUGAUCUUUGUGCAGUCAUGUGUCGUACUGGUACCGAUUUUGAAUCUAACCCACCGUUUCUGUAUUACUGUUCGAGUGGAGUGUGGAAGUUAUUUUCGCCUCUCCCUUUAUUUAAAGCAGGUACUCCCGGGCCAAACUGUGCUGGUAAGUCUCUAAAUGUUCCUAAUUUUAUUUAUUGUUUUUCUCUUACAUAAAGGGGCAGUGUCACGAGGAUAGUGCUAUUAUUUUAUGUCAAUUUUGUGGUGAGGUCAUUACUUAGUGUCUUCAACCAUACAUAAUUCAAAUACUCCUUCAGAGUUGUGGAGACGUUAUGAUACUUAACUCAUCAGGGAACAUUAACCAUUAUAGAUCUUUUGGUGAUUUUUAGGCCAAAAGUUUCUAGUCAAUUUAUGCCCGUCCUUACCGUCUGUUGUAACAGACGACAGGAAACAGUUCCAGUGCCUGGAUAUAGUCUUAAAUAACAAAACUGGACCAUUAUUUUCGGGAUUAAAUCGAUGUGAAGACACUUUUUAUCUUUUUAAAAAGAUAGACAAAAAGCCUUUGAAGUUCGUUCAUUGUUUACAAAAUUUUUUUUCGGCCCUUCGGACCUCAGUUUUGUCCAAAGAUAAGGGGCGGGGGCGUUCCCUCCGGGCUACUCCCCUGGAUCCGCCACUGUAUUUAUACUUAACAGCAAAACAGUGCAGAAUACGUCUGGUUAGUUUAAUAACGUGUCAAGACACUCAAAUUUAAAACCUCAAAAACUUGUGUGAAAAUUAAAAAGAAAUUAAACUUACCCACCUUAUUCCAAAAUGGCGUCAAAUUUUGUUUUUAUUUUGUCUCAAUGUAGAAUUUGUUUUUGAAUUCUACAGAGUUAUAAAAAUAUUCGUUUGUCCGGUGCCGAAAAUAUCAUAAUGAAAAGGUUUCGCCGAGCUUCACAUCUCGGUAGAUUUACUUUGUGGAACAACGGCCGCCGAGCUACACAACUCGGUGGAUUUAGUGUUGUGGCACUACGGCGGACUAGCUACACAACUCAGUAGACUUAGUUUGUGGCACAGCGGACGCCGAACUUCACAACUCGCCGGUAAAUUUACUUUGUGGCUCAACGACCCGCGAGUUAAACAACCCGGUUUGACGCAUGCACCAGGAGUCGCACUCAUUUUCCAAAUAAAAAUAUGAAGGCUUAAUCCAAAGUAAAAUUUUACCCAGGAGGUAAACUUUCAGCAAGCGUUUGAAAGAUGAACACUUUACGAAGACAUAGGAGACCUCAGCAAACGUUUGAAAGAUGAACGCCGAGGACACACGAAUCACCACGUGAGUUAGCGCGUCAAAGUUAGGCAAAACGUAAGGAAGUGCCUCAAAGCGAAGCAAAUGUGUCGACACAAAUGCAAUCUCAAAAAAAUCUUCCUUACUAGGAGUAAUCAGAGCUUAGGAGAGUGCGUUCGAUAGCAGUUGAGGGGGAAGGGUGGAUGGUUAUUGCGAUAGAUUAAUUUGAUUAUGGCAUAUUUUAAACGUAAGGAUUUCGUAUACAGCGAAAAAGUGAAAAAGUCUUGAAGGCUAGUGAUAUCGUAAGGUUCGUCUCUGUAAUCAACAAGUGCAGUAAUUUGGUCGAGUUUGUUGAUUCCAGAGACUUGAGUGGAGCUACUGUGGGCUGUUUAUAAGUUUUUUCAAAUACAUAACAUAACACCCAACAGUAAUAAGGGGUUGCGUUCUCGUACCUCGAACGCAACUAAAAAACGCAAUGGUAACCUAAAAUAACGAGUUGACUAAAAAAUAUCGGUUGUUUACCAUUUACAAAAUUUUCCAGAAAAUCCGAUUGGAAUGUAAAUGGUACACCACUCCGGGUCGUUUCAGGAGAAAAUUUCUGGGGGAAACGGCAUUGUUUAAAAGGUAGUCCGGUCUACCCGGUCAGAUUGGUCCAAACCGAAAUUCAUUAUCCAUUCCUUCGACGCUAUUUUUGAUAUUAGUUUUAAGCUUUUGCAGCUGUUUUUUGGCAAAUGGAAGUGAUCUGUGCAAAAGGUAACCGCGAAUUCCGGGACAAAAUAUAUCAUUCCUGACUUUUGCGUAAACUGAUUUACCCAAACGGUGAACUAGAUCGGUUUGUCCACUGAUGUAAAUCCAGACGUCGUUUAUCGAUAAAUCGAUAAUCAAUAACAAUAAAUAGUAAUCGACAUCAAUCAUCGGUGAAUAUCGAUUUCCGAUAUCAAUCGAUAGAAAUCGAUAAAGAAAAAAGUAGUGACUUCGAUUUAUAUCUCAAUGAUUUUCCGAUAGUUAUCGAUGAUGAUUUUUAUCGAUUGUUUUCGAUUACCAUCGAUUCCUAUCGAUUGUUAUCGAUUUUGUCAAUCGAUAAAGUAUUUUUUUCUGUGACUUCGAUUUCUAUCGGAUUCCGAAAUUAAUCGAUAUUAAUCACCGGAUUAAAUCGAUUAAUAUCGAUAAUAACGAUUGAUUUCCGAUAUAGAUUUUUAUUAUAUACAUACUGAGAAAUACACACCAAAAAGCUAUGUCGUAAAUUUUCAUACGCAAAUGGGUUCUAGCCCAUCAAAGGAGCGAACGAUGGUUUACACACGUGCAAAAAAUGAUACGUCCAUUAGAAUCGCGAACGAUGUCUUUUCACGUGUGAGAAAAAUAAUACGUCCAAUCAGAGGCCACAGAGGUGUGUGAGUUUCGCGCCAAAAUUCCCGCCUUUUAUAGGCGCUUGCAGCUUGCAGCGCCACUUCGCAGACAUUCAACGAGAAACGUUUUUCUCGAAGUGUUUUUCUCGUGAAAAAAGUGAAAAACAUCUUGGAAAUUGGAGUGGAAUAGUUUCUUUUGUUUUACUGUCGAUGAAGAAAACUAUAUAGAGAGAGAGUCGGCACAACAACAGCGCAAGGGGAAAAUCAGAACGAGACGUAUAAAGCUGAAGUUGUGCUUUUUAUCUGAGUUACUUUGUCUUCUGUUUAAGCUUAGGCUUAUAUUCAAACCAGCCAUUUUACUUAAUUCGUUCAUUUUCAAUUGUGCAUUCAGAAAAAACAGAUUUCUUGUAUGUAGUUCUUGGAUUACUUCAUAUCCUUACCCUCACUAUAUUCAAGUUACUACAAACAUUUUAACAAAUAAGCUGAUACUUCGACUUGGUUAUCACUUUUUGACCUGUUUCGUGGUGUGUAGCGGCAAAUUUUAGCAUUUUGGAAAGAUUUGAAAUAAAAAGGCUGCCAAAAUGAUGAUUGUCUCAGUAUGUAUAUAAUAAACACAACACUAGACAAGUGUAAAUGGGUCAAACCACCAGGUUACCGUUCUUUAAAACAAUAGUGAGUUUACGCAACAGGACGGCAAAGAAGAAGAAGAGGGCAAAACGCUUGUGUGUGACAAACAUGACAGGGCUGUUACUUGCAUGUUUUGUCGUGAUCUUCACUUAGCACUAAUGUUUUCUGGUCUUCAACAAAAAGAUCUGUUUAAAGGAAAGUGAAGUGUGCUGAAAAAGUUCUUUAAAACAAAAUUAUUGUCACGCUUGUCACAAAAGGUUCGCCGUCUUCCUUCCUCUCCUGUCCUGUUGCGUAAGUUCACUAAUAAAUCAGAUUUGGACAUUAAAAAGCAAAACAACUCUGCACGUGCAUUACUAUUUUUAAUUUUGUUCAUUUCUUUGCCGUUACUGUACGACUACGACGUAAAAAUGCCUGAUUUAAUCCUCUAUGGAGGACUCGAGCGACGACGAAAUUUUCUUUUUCUUGUGAACUUGGAUAUUGUUCUUAUGAAUUCAGUUUCAGAAGAGUUCGCCUACAUUCAGCAAAGUAAGUGAGUUUGAAUAAUCGCGGUAUGAAGAUUGAAAGAACGCGACAGCGCUUUUGGGGCGACGUUUUCGCCGCCCGUCCUCGGAUAUUAGGUUAGGCCAGUUCACACUAUAACAGAAGGUUUUUUGAACCGACACGAAAAGUUAUCUGGUAACAUCUAUCCGAUAUGAGACUCUUCACUUUAGAGAUCGGCUUCGAUCAGUAACAGAAAUCGGGCCGAAAUCACCAUUCUGUCAGUGAAAAGAGAAGCCCUAACGGCGUCGGUAUAUAGAUUUCGGGCAGGUGCAAAUUAAAACUAUAAUAUAGUGUGAACAUAACCAUAAGCUCCCUACUGUAUAUACGUAAUUCAAUAAAGGUUGCUUUGUGGUCAUCGGUAAUUGAACAAUUGGGUAUACGGAACUCACUGCAAUGAUUUGCUUGAGUGAUUGCCAAACAAUUGGUUGGCAGUACGCAAUUGCCAAUACUCAAUGCAACCCGUCUAUUGAAUCACUCAUAUAAAUGAUAACGUUCUUUUCAUGCGGAUUUUUCCUUACUUUUGCCUUUUUCUAAAACCUUGUUGCAGUUGGUGUAAAUCAUUCUCAGAUGAAGAUCUUUCCAUAUUUCUACUUUGAUGGAGAUGCGCCUAACGUCCAAGAUACAAUAAAGAACAACUUCUACCAGUUGUUAAUGUCACCGUAUCUUCCAGCUUUUUUUUCCUGCAAGUUUUCCCCCCAUUUAUGCUUAAAGAAUGACAUGUCUGUUUCUCUUGGAGUCAAAGGUAAAUGUUAG